Messenger RNA from Piliocolobus tephrosceles (Ugandan red Colobus), 2774 nucleotides. It is a transcript of the gene IQSEC3, whose product is annotated as IQ motif and Sec7 domain ArfGEF 3. Gene Ontology annotation, molecular function: guanyl-nucleotide exchange factor activity. The record is from RefSeq and is a predicted model, not a curated record. The coding region runs from base 111 to 2774 and encodes 887 amino acids. The transcript is spliced from 9 exons. Lineage: Eukaryota; Metazoa; Chordata; Mammalia; Primates; Cercopithecidae. Gene Ontology annotation, biological process: regulation of ARF protein signal transduction; actin cytoskeleton organization.
GGCCGGUGGGAGAGGGAGGCGAGCCGACCACUGGGCUUUUGGGCUCCCGCGCCCUCGCGCUCCCCGCCGCCAGCCCAGGCGCAGGCAGGGCGCAGGCGGCGGCGGGCGGCAUGGAGAGCCUGCUGGAGAACCCGGUGCGUGCCGUGCUCUACCUCAAGGAGCUCACGGCCAUCGUGCAGAACCAGCAGAGCCUCAUCCACACCCAGCGAGAGCGUAUCGACGAGCUGGAGCGGCGGCUGGACGAGCUGAGCGCUGAGAACCGCAGCCUGUGGGAGCACCAGCAGCUGCUGCAAGCCCAGCCUCCGCCCGGGCUGGUCCCCCCGUCAUCGGCCCCGCUGCCGGCCGCUCCGGCCGCCGCUCCCGCCGCCGCCGCCGCCAGGGCCCAGGAACCCCUCCAGGACCAGGGACAGCGCUCAGCAGCCGCGCCGCAGCCGGCGCCCGAGCUGCCGUCGCUUCAGCACCACGGACAGCUCCUGGAGCAGCCCCAGCGGGGCCCUGGCAGCAGGGCUCACACACCUCAGUCGCCCCACAAGCAUCUGGGGACACAGGGGGCCGUGACUGACAAGGAGAAGGAGCGUCCCCCGAGUUGCUGCGCUGCUGCCGGAGCCCUCCUUCAGCACAAAUCCCCCUCCGCCCUCGGCAAGGGCGUCCUGAGCAGGAGACCUGAGAAUGAGACCGUGCUGCACCAGUUCUGCUGCCCAGCCGCCGAUGCCGAGCAGAAGCCGGCCUGCUCCGACCUGGCCUCCCACAGUGAUGGCUCCUGCGCCCAGGCCGGUGGGGGCAUGGAGGACUCCGUGGUGGCAGCGGCGGCGGUGGCAGCCGGCAGACCCAGUGCCCAUGCCCCGAAGGCUCAAGCCCAGGAGCUGCAGGAGGAGGAGGAGCGGCCGGGGGCAGGGGCUGCCUCCCCAAGGGCUGGCCCCCAGCACAUGGCCUCCCCCGGCCGGCAGCAGCCUGCCCUGGCGACCGCGCUGUGCUCCCACACCCCUGCCGCCUCCGAUUACGAACUCUCCCUUGACCUAAAGAAUAAACAGAUUGAAAUGCUAGAACAUAAGUACGGGGGUCACCUGGUGUCCCGGCGCGCCGCUUGCACCAUCCAAACCGCCUUCCGCCAAUACCAGCUCAGCAAGAACUUUGAGAAAAUCCGCAACUCGCUUCUGGAGAGCCGCCUGCCACGGCGGAUCUCCCUGCGCAAGGUGCGGGCACCCACGGCCGAGAGCCUGGCGGCCGAGAAAGCGCUCAUGGAGGGCUACGGCCUCAUGGGGCUGCCGCUGGUGCGCUCGCCCUCCCUGCCGCCCACCUUCGCGGGCACCCUCACCGAGCUGGAGGACUCCUUCACCGAGCAGGUGCAGUCCCUGGCCAAGUCCAUCGACGACGCGCUCAGCACUUGGAGCCUCAAGACCAUGUGCUCCCUGCAGGAGGGUGGCGCUUACCAGCUCCACCAGGCCCUGCAGGCGGCCGCGGGGCCCCCGGGCCUGGAGGGCGAGAGGCGGGAGCCGGAGAGCGCAGGCCCUGGGCCCGGGGAUGAGGCCGCGGAGACCCCCGGCCUGCCCCCGGGCCACAGCGGCACCCUCAUGAUGGCUUUCCGGGACGUCACGGUGCAGAUCGCCAACCAGAACAUAUCCGUCUCCUCCUCCACGGCUCUGUCGGUAGCCAACUGCCUGGGCGCUCAGACGGCCCAGGCCACAGCAGAGCCCACGGCGGGCAAGGCCGAGCAGGGCGAGACCCCUGGGCAGGAGGCCCCGGAGGCCCCCGCUGUGGGCCGGGGGGACGCGUCAGCGGAGGACUCAUGCACAGAGGCUGGGGCUAGCGGGGCGGUGGAUGAAGCCACAGCAGCCAAAGCAGAGGAGGAGGAAGAGGAGGAGGAGGCGGCAGAAGUGGGGAAAGGGGCCGAGGCUGAGGCAGGCGACUUGGAGCAGCUGAGCAGCAGCAGCGCGUCCACCAAGUCCGCCAAGUCAGGCUCGGAGGUGUCGGCCUCCGCCUCCAAGGAUGCCCUGCAGGCCAUGAUCCUGAGCCUGCCGCGCUACCACUGCCAGAACCCAGCCAGCUGCAAGUCGCCCACGCUCUCCACCGACACCCUGCGCAAGCGACUCUACCGCAUCGGCCUCAACCUAUUCAACAUAAACCCGGACAAGGGCAUCCAGUUCCUGAUCUCCCGCGGCUUCAUCCCGGACACCCCCAUUGGUGUGGCCCAUUUCCUCCUCCAGCGAAAGGGCCUCAGCCGCCAGAUGAUUGGAGAGUUCCUGGGCAACAGCAAGAAGCAGUUCAACCGCGACGUGCUGGACUGCGUGGUGGACGAGAUGGACUUCUCCAGCAUGGAGCUGGACGAGGCCCUGCGCAAGUUCCAGGCACACAUCCGUGUGCAAGGAGAGGCCCAGAAGGUGGAGCGGCUCAUCGAGGCCUUCAGCCAGCGCUACUGCAUGUGCAAUCCCGAAGUGGUGCAGCAGUUCCACAACCCCGACACCAUCUUCAUCCUUGCCUUCGCCAUCAUCCUCCUCAACACCGACAUGUACAGCCCCAACAUCAAGCCUGACCGGAAGAUGAUGCUGGAGGACUUCAUCCGAAACCUUCGAGGUGUGGACGAUGGCGCUGACAUCCCCAGGGAGCUGGUGGUAGGCAUCUAUGAGAGGAUACAGCAGAAGGAGCUCAAGUCCAAUGAGGACCACGUCACGUACGUCACCAAGGUGGAGAAGUCCAUCGUGGGCAUGAAGACAGUGAGUGUCCACAAGCCACCUAUCUUCCGGGACAGUUUGGGAGAGUUUGGAGACCUCUUCUGA